Molecule: messenger RNA, 576 nt
Organism: Schistocerca cancellata (South American locust)
Lineage: Eukaryota; Metazoa; Arthropoda; Insecta; Orthoptera; Acrididae
Exons: 3
Coding region: 1-423 (140 amino acids)
Source: RefSeq, a predicted model, not a curated record
AUGGGAGGCGGGACAGGUCGGCCGGGCAGGCAGCACACAGUGGGGGCAGGAUGUGGGGCGCUGCAGGGGUGGCCACGGCCCGGAAGCGCGCCUCGCUGGCCCGGGCGGAGCCUCGUUAUCUGGCGGGCCGCGGGCCGCGGGCCGCGGGUCCAGACGGCGGCCGGAGGAACGGCAACGCGGUGCGGGGGAGGACCGACACGUCCGCCAGAGGUCACCCGUCCGCCGGCGCCCAAGAAUUGGCCAUAUGGAUACAAGUGCAGCCGAUACACCGAUUUCUUCCGUUCGGCAACAGUUGUGAUAAGUUUGGAAAAGCGAAUAACCGAUGUACGUGCUGAAGUCCGCUUCGAGUCAAGAUACAUGACAACGGCCUCAAAGCUGCUCAAACAUCGCCUCUCCGGUAUAUUGGUACAUCUAUGGUGGUAAUCAGAUACUUUUGUCGACUUGCUUAUGUGAAGAAUUCCGAACAAAACGCCCUUCUCCAUUAAUUUGAGUCCUCAGCUCCAUUAGUAACAUAAAAACCCACGCUGCAGUAUUUGAACGGUAUGAAAUAAUUCAUAUUUCCUUCAAAUUGAACAA